GGACGUCUUUUAGUGAGACACGAGGAAGUGGUAGCCGAGUACUUCUGGUUUUGCUAUUGGCGCUUGAAACCUCCGAAAUAACUUUAAUUUAAACGCACACGACACAAUGUCUUCAGACUUCGAAGCCUACGAGCAAGACUUUGGAACAGUUACGGCGGAAAUUACCAACAAAAUCGGCAGAAUUCCCAAGCUGGGUGGAGAGGAGAAGACUCAGCUGGUUCUAAAUGUCGACAAACAGCUUGAAGAAGUCAGAGAGUUGUUGGAGCAGAUGGACCUGGAGGUGCGGGAGAUCCCCGUCCAGAGCCGUGCCAUGUACAACAGUCGCCUGAAGAGCUACAAGCAGGAGGUGGAGAAGCUGGAGAAGGACUUUAAAAGGUCACGUAUCGCCUACAGUGACGAGGUGCGCAAUGAGCUCCUGGGGGACGACGCCAGCUCCUCGGAGAGCCAGUUGAUAAAGUUACGCGAAGAGAGAGCGCAUCUGUUGGACAACACAGAGAGGCUGGAAAGGUCAUCGCGACGACUAGAGGCCGGCUACCAGAUUGCGGUGGAAACCGAACAAGUGGGCCAAGAGAUUCUCUCCAACCUCCACACCGACCGCGAGAAGAUCCAGCGGGCCAGAGAGCGGCUGCGAGAAACGGACGCCAACCUGGGCAAGAGCUCUCGCAUCCUCACCGGCAUGCUGAGAAGGUAAGCGGCAGGAUCAUCCAGAAUCGCGUGCUGGUCUUCGUCCUGGGAGCCUUCAUCGUUCUCACCAUCAUCCUGGCCAUCUAUUUCAAUCUGCGGGGCCGCUGAUCUUCCAAACACACACACACACACACACACACACACACACAUGAUUAAUAGCGACAAAAAGCGUUGUUGGACUGUAAUUAGGACAAAUGGUCACCAUGAAUCAAGCUUUUCCAACGGCUGACAAGGACUUUUUUUUUUUAACCCUCCUCCCCCUCGUCGUCUUGCGUAUUGUUGUCUUUUCUCCUCUGUCAUGGUCCAGCGUCCUUCUCCAGGGACAGAACUCGAUUCAUAGUGUUGAUCUCAGCCCCUUUCGUUGUGCACAUUUUCACACAAGGGAGGACAAAAAGUGGGAUCCGCGGGAACUUAUUUCAGAUCGCCGUCCUCACGCUUCAAUUUUUAAAAUGAACCGGGAGAUCAAUGACGGGUUGUUAGUCAGAAAUGGUGAUCUCACGUCAAUGAUUGGUUUCAUUUCAAUGUAUGGUACAGACACGUUCCCCUCUCAUUCUUCUCUGCUCGACUCAACUUUCUACACUGUGCGCUAAUGUCGGAAUGUACUUCAUGUAUAGCUUGGAGAUGUUUAUGAAAUUGAUUCUGCUAUUUAUUUAUAAAGGCGUCUUUUUGUGCUCAAA
Hippocampus zosterae (dwarf seahorse) is the source of this 1361-nucleotide messenger RNA. It is a transcript of the gene vti1a, whose product is annotated as vesicle transport through interaction with t-SNAREs 1A. The coding region runs from base 107 to 691 and encodes 194 amino acids. Gene Ontology annotation, molecular function: SNAP receptor activity; SNARE binding. The record is from RefSeq and is a predicted model, not a curated record. Gene Ontology annotation, biological process: macroautophagy; Golgi to vacuole transport; vesicle fusion with Golgi apparatus. The transcript is spliced from 9 exons. NCBI's taxonomy places the organism in Eukaryota, Metazoa, Chordata, Actinopteri, Syngnathiformes, Syngnathidae. Gene Ontology annotation, cellular component: SNARE complex; late endosome membrane; endoplasmic reticulum membrane.